Klebsormidium nitens is the source of this 2327-nucleotide messenger RNA. NCBI's taxonomy places the organism in Eukaryota, Viridiplantae, Streptophyta, Klebsormidiophyceae, Klebsormidiales, Klebsormidiaceae. The record is from the annotation of a GenBank genome assembly.
UGCAAAUUCAACGCCGUCAACAUGAGUCUGCGUCUGCCCCUGGUCCGCUCGGCUGCUGUGCAGACUCGUGCAGACAGUGCCACUUCGCCAUGUCGUGAGGUCAGCUAGGACUCACCAUUGCGAACGGCUGCACGAGUUCACUUGUGGCCUACGAUUGCUGACGCGGGGGCCGCAGGUGGCAUUGCCCUCUUCGUGUUUCUGAAGGCUGAAGGCAUUGAGAGUAGCUUGAUUGCUAGGCUGAAACUAUGCAGAUGCGGCAAGCGGGAACAAUGCAGCUCUAACUUGAUCAUUGUUGCGAGCAAGAGCAAUACCGGACGGCCAACGCGUUGCUGGCGGCCCUACAGAGUGGCCCGCCCCUUGGUUCCAGAUCUCCAAGCCCCCAAGUGCCGCGCACAGCCCUGCAUUGCAGCCGCCGCAACCUGACCUGUAGUUGCUCACCUUUCCGGUGUGCCCUUCUUCUGGUGCGCUCGCGGGCAUGGCUGCGUCUGGUGCGUGCGUGGCCGGCCUGGACCUGCUGGCCGGCCCAAUGAUGGGGCCCACCGCCGGCAGUAGCGCUGCGCAAUCCCCUCGCCGCCGCACCAGCUGGCACGGCGACACGCGGGGUGCGGGCAGAGAGGAGCGCGCGGGUCGGCCGCCGCGCAGCCCCGCAGGGCCGGCCCUGGGGCGCAAGAUGUGGGCCCCGCCGCUACCGGAGCGGGGGGGGACAGGCCGCACGCGGCGCAUGAGCACAGGUGGGGUUAGGGCGGAAGUGCCGCAGGUGGAGGCGCAGCGGCCAAUGAUGGACGAGCUGGAGCGCACAGCGGGGCGAGGCAUGGACGAGGGCGCGCACGGAAUUCUGGAUGGAGGGCUGGAGGAGCUGCCAAUCAGGCACGACCUGGCCAUGUGCGUGGGCGUCCACGUGUGCCCGCACCCCGAUAAGGUGGAGAAGGGCGGGGAGGACGCCUACUUUGUGAGCGCGCGCGGCGGCGGGGUGAUUGGCGUGGCGGACGGCGUCAGCGGCGUGGCGGAGGACGGCAUCGACCCCGCGCUGUACUCGCGCGAGCUGAUGGCCCUCGCGCACGCCGCUGCGGAGGCGCUGCCCGCCGCGGCGGAGGACCCGCGCUCCGUGCUGGAGGCGGCGCACGCGGGGGUGCGCGCGGCGGGGGCGUGCACGGCGGUGGUGGCGGCGCUGGAGGGCGGCCCAGGGAAGCUGCGCGUGGCGAACCUGGGGGACAGCGGGCUGCGCGUGCUGCGGGGGGGCCGAGUGUGCUUUGCCACGCCGGUGCUGCAGCACUUCUUCGACUGCCCCUUCCAGUACGGCUCCGAGAGCAGCGACAGCACGGCGGACGCAGAGGCGUUUGAGGUGCAGGUGCAGGCGGGGGACUGCCUGGUCAUGGGCAGCGACGGCCUGUUUGACAACAUGUUCGACCGCGACAUCGAGGCCGUGGUCAGCCUCUUCAACGACACGCCGCACGCCGCCACCACCACCGCGGUGGCGCUGGCCAAUCUGGCCAAGAAGCACUCCAUGGACGCCGACUACGAGUCGCCCUACAUCCUGGAGGCCAUCAAAGAGGGGUACGACGUGCCGUUCUGGAAGAAGAUGCUGGGCCAGAAGCUGACGGGCGGCAAGAAGGACGACAUCACGGUGGUCGUCGCCAACAUCGUGGCCGCACCGCCGCACCCCUCCGCCGAGGAUGACGACGCCGACGCAGCAGCAGCGGAGGACGACACGGGCGAGCAGGCGGCGAGCCCACCCCCCUUGGAAGCGGCGGCAGCAGCCGCAGGGCAGCACGCGGAGGGGGGCGCACACGAGGACGGGCAGCCCGGUGCCGCGGGCUGACGCGCGUGGGAGACGGCCCCUGUACAGAGCAGGCAGACGCGGGCCAGUCUGUCGACAGUGUGUAUGACAUGCGCGGUGUGCUGCAGGACAUGCCCGGGAUGCCUUGGGGUGGCGCUCAUUGGGACCUGCGGCAGCCACAUAUCAUAACGGGUUGUUAGCAAGCUGCUUCCGCUCUUUGGAGCAAGGAGUUGAAUAAUCAAGUAUAUGUCUAAAGGUGAACAAACAACCAGCUUGGGGGAUGUAGGGUAUCCAACUUAACCGGACAUCACACAUUGCACGCAUAUAUGCGCAUCGAGGCAGCAAAUUGAACUUGAAGACCUCAACUAAUACCGGUAGGUUUGCUGUCCAAUUGUGUUUGGUUCACCUGCAAUAGAGUUGAAUAAGGCGUGGAUGCAGACGGUUGAAGUUGGCUGAUUACAAGCCAGCCUGCAGUUCUAAGGUUCGGGUAUGUACAUUCAGACACACGCCGCGCAUGACGCUAUCGACAAUCAAAGCUUUCAACGUGGCA